Mus caroli (Ryukyu mouse) is the source of this 862-nucleotide messenger RNA. Its product is annotated as KH homology domain-containing protein 1C. Gene Ontology annotation, molecular function: RNA binding. Lineage: Eukaryota; Metazoa; Chordata; Mammalia; Rodentia; Muridae. Gene Ontology annotation, cellular component: cytoplasm. The record is from RefSeq and is a predicted model, not a curated record.
GAUCUUCCUCCUCCAGCUUAUUCAUUCCUCACCAGCCUCCAACGACUCCUCUACUUCAUGGUCUGUAGAUCUGCUCCAGAAUUUUUGAUAUUAUAAAGAAGAAAAUUUUAGGUGUUUGGACAUUCAAGUGAAGACUAAACAUAUUAUCUAAGAGUAAUCACAGGGAGUUUCGAAGGGAGAAGCUAGAGGCAUUUGAGUCUCCUCCCUAAGGUGGGUCAAAGCUUGCUCCUUGGGAGUGAGCAUAUAUAUAUAUAGCUCCUAAAGCCAGAAUUGCCUUUCUACGGAGCAACCAGGUAUCUGGAAUUGCUUUGUUCUAAGGCAAGUAGGACCCUUCAGAAGACAGGAAUGAGUGACCUCCGCAGGAAGGGAUGGUGGAAUGUGCCUGACUACUUCCACAGCCCACUGGUGUUUUACAUGAAAGAGGACCAGGAAGAUUACAUAUUUGGCCCUGAUGAUGAAUACCUUCACACCCUGGAGGUCCACAGCAACACCCUCAUCCAGCUGGAGAGAUGGUUCACACCCGCAGGCCAAACCCGAGUCACUGUGGUGGGGCCACUUAAGGCAAGGCUGUGGGUGAUGGACAUGAUCAGAAAAGUGGGGAGUAAGAACACUUUGGAGAAAAUUAAAGGCAAGAUGAUGCUACUACAGAUCCGGGAUCAUCCUCUGAGGGAGCGAGACCUGGAGCUUCAUCCGGAAUCAGGGAGAAGUCUUUGGAUUACCACAAUGAAUGAUAUGACUUUUGUGGAAAUUCCUCACUUCUCGAGGUUUCCGUUGACAGUCGCUUGGUUGUUUUGUGGUUUUGUUAGAAUUCUUGGUAUUCAUAACUUUGCAGACCUCCAAUGGUAAAUGCUUUGGAAAAGCA